GGCCUAUGACCUACUGGGUUGUUGAUGGGUAACCACCAUCCUAGGCUUUGAUUUAAUUAAGUUCUAAUGUGGCGAUGAAUGGGCUGGGCCUAUUGCCGGCUAAUAUCACCAGGAUUCAAUUUGAUAAAAAAAAACGUGGUCGAAAUCGGCGGCAGCAUUGCGUUUGGUGCCCUGCCUACCUCAUUGCAUACGUAAUCAGGAGGGCAGACUCGUCAUUUGGGGCGGCUUCUUCCUCCCCUGGCUCCCAACUCCCAUUGACCUCACAGCACAGGACCUUAUCUGCUCUCCCCUCCCCCGCGACGGCUUCAAUCCGUGCUCUGCCAAGUCAAAGAAUCAAAAAAAUCCCAGCUUUCCCAUGGCCGGCGGCGAUCUCCCACCUGCUGAGGAGGCAACCGCAGCGGCGGCCGUGAAGGAGGCGGAGGAGGAGGAGGCGGCGGCGGAAGAGGACCUGAUCGAGAUCGUGGAGGAAGGGUCCGGCCGGCUGGACAUCGCACGGUACGUGGACCACGUCCGGGACCUGUCGGCCGGCGCCAUCGCGACGUUCGAGGGAACGACGCGGGACCACUUCGCGGGGCGGCACGUGGUGGAGCUCCGGUACGAGGCGUACGCGGCCAUGGCGCGGCGCCGCCUGGCGGGCAUCCUGCGGGAGGCCCGGUCGCGGCACGCGCUGCGGCGGCUGGCCGUGGCGCACCGCCUGGGCCCCGUCCCGGCCGGCGAGGCGAGCGUGUUCGUGGCGGCGUCGGCCACGCACCGCGCCGACGCCAUGGAGGCGUGCCGCUACGUCAUCGACGAGCUCAAGGCGUCCGUGCCCAUCUGGAAGAAGGAGGUGUACGACGACGGCGAGGUCUGGAAGGAGAACCGCGAGUUCUUGGACCGCCACUCCGGCGCCGCGGCUCCGGCUCCGGUGCCGGCGGCGAAGACGGGCGGUUGCUGCGGGAGCAAGGUCAGGGUCCAGGAGGCCUGAUGGCAGCGGCCGGAUCGCUUUUUUUUUCUUUUCAAUUUUUGCUGAGAAAUACUGUACUGCUUUGAAGAUGAAAGGCAGAUCCAUGAAGAACACAAAGCAAAAGGAAUCUGCUUGUAUUGAGAUGAUGGAGACCCCAUGGGGAAAAAUAAAUUGAUACUGAAGAUGUGUUUGUGGGAAGACAAUCAAACCAGCACAGCACACCUUUGCUGAACAGGACCUGUUCUAACUGAAUCUGAAACGGGCGGUGGUAGGCGAUUGAUCUGUCUCGUCCGGUUGAUUUGGGACUAGGACUGGACUUCGACAUCAUGGGUCGCUCAAAAGUGCACGAAACUGACCUGGAUCACUCCUACCUCACUUGAGGAAGAAGCUAAACAAGCUAGCAAUGCUUUGGUGGAAAGACUGAAGGUUCCACGCUUCGUUAAAUCAAGCUAUGUGAACCUCUAAAACAACACAGUGGCUGUAGUUUAGUGGUGAGAAUUCCACGUUGUGGCCGUGGAGACCUGGGCUCGAAUCCCAGCAGCCACAGUUUCCCUUUUUAUUCCCUGCAGUUUUACUUCCAUUUUACUUUUUUGUUUUUGUUUU
Molecule: messenger RNA, 1546 nt
Organism: Setaria italica (foxtail millet)
Lineage: Eukaryota; Viridiplantae; Streptophyta; Magnoliopsida; Poales; Poaceae
Product: molybdopterin synthase catalytic subunit
Exons: 1
Coding region: 356-964 (202 amino acids)
Biological process (GO): Mo-molybdopterin cofactor biosynthetic process
Cellular component (GO): cytosol
Molecular function (GO): molybdopterin synthase activity
Source: RefSeq, a predicted model, not a curated record